AUGAAAAACAAGGAGAAGAAGAUAAAAGUAAUAUUAUUCAGAUGGCCACAUGAAGCUAUUCUUUUAUUAAUUGAAGAAUAUCGUUUGCGGCAAAACGAUCCCAGUAGUGGAAAAAUGUCUCAAAAAAAAAUUUGGGCAUUGAUUGCGGAAGAAUUAAGAAAACACAUGUAUAAUGUUACGGGGCCUCAAUGUUUAUCCAAAUUAUCUGGCCUAAAACGGACUUACAAAGCUAUCGUAGACCACAAUAAUAAGUCGGGCAACUCAACAAGAACAGGGUCAUAUCUUUCUCUUAUGAACGAGCUACUUGGCUCAAAGCUAUUUAUGUCUCCAAUAAGCACAGUAUCGUUAACUGGAAAAAGAUCUAGAUCACCAUCUUCUGAAUGUAGUACAUCCAGCUUUGAUAGUUGCUCGCAUAAAGAAGAAAAUUCACAACCUAAAAAAGCUCGACAUACAUCUAAUGUGGAAAGAUUAGUGCAAACUUUCAAAGAUGAAAGAAAGAUCGCAGAAGAAGCUGAACAAAAAAGACAUGAAGAAAAUGUACAGUUACGUCAGAAGUUGUUAAAUUCGUUUGAAACAAUGUUGAACAUAUUGGAAAAAAAAUAAA
This is a messenger RNA of Harpegnathos saltator (Jerdon's jumping ant), 604 nucleotides long. RefSeq lists its product as uncharacterized. The record is from RefSeq and is a predicted model, not a curated record. The transcript is spliced from 4 exons. NCBI's taxonomy places the organism in Eukaryota, Metazoa, Arthropoda, Insecta, Hymenoptera, Formicidae. The coding region runs from base 1 to 603 and encodes 200 amino acids.